Molecule: messenger RNA, 1098 nt
Organism: Lentinula edodes (shiitake mushroom)
Lineage: Eukaryota; Fungi; Basidiomycota; Agaricomycetes; Agaricales; Omphalotaceae
Exons: 4
Coding region: 1-1098 (365 amino acids)
Source: RefSeq, a predicted model, not a curated record
AUGUCAGGCUCUCUUCCUGCUGGACACAUCUGGUUCUAUCUUGAAUCGCUUCCAAAUCACCCCGAUGCGCUCUUUCUUGAGAUCCCUUUAGCGCGAAUUGAAAAACCUUGCCUUAACUCUUCCAUGUACCUGCGCUUUUUUGCGUAUGCCAUCCUGGCACUUGACGGUGUUGUCCGUGAUGCCACUGGUACAUUGAUGAUUGCCGAUAAUGCGCAACUUGAAGAAUACAGAUCUACGUCUUCAGUCUAUGUCAGUCGUGUUUCACUCUCUUGUCCGCUGUUCUCAGUAUUGUCUCCAGCCACUGCAGUCGCUGCGGAGGAACUUGCCGCAGGUCGAGCCAAUGUAGAGGUGGUCAAGCAACGUAGUAAUUCUAGCUGUGGGACCGAGUCUACUCGUGCGGACGAGUGUCAUGACACUAUCUUUACGCGAGAUGGCAUAUCCCUUGUCAAUGAAGUCCCUGAUACUGAUAUGCUUGCACAAGCUUUACAUAUUGUAGCCUAUGCACGGGGUACACCGUGGCUCCUACACCUCAUUAGUAUGCGUAGAGGAUUUGAAGACUGCGAAGGCGUAGAAAACUUGGAGAACAUUGACGUUCCUAGAAAUGGCUUCUGUGGACAGUUUACACUUCAUCCGUAUUAUGAUUGUCAUACUCCAAAUCAUGUCCCUCAAACAAAUGAUGUACCAUCUUCACCCCUCUGCAAUCGCCGUGACGAAUCUCCUCCCUCUGAUUCACGAUACACACUUCAAUUUCUAGAUGAUAAUCCCAUAUUUGAGCAGAACUAUAUACCGAAAAAUACCGACGGUGCUUCCCACCGUGGUCAUAAUUCAUCGUUCCGUCCCUUUACUUUCCUUCUCCAUUAUCGCUAUGGUCCCUCGGCUCUUAUACACAAGGCAACUGUCCCUGUAGGUCGGUCUAUGAAGCUUCGACAUGACCGGGCAAAAGAGAGGAAGCGUAAGCAGUCUGAACGACAGGAAGGAGCAAUGGACAACUUCACUCUUUGGACAAUCAAGGCGGUCUUUGAAGCCUACGAUCCUCUCGAUGUGUUGAAGAUGAUUUUGCCAUGGUACGAUAACGAAAUUGAGGAGGCUUUCGACUAG